Molecule: messenger RNA, 1218 nt
Organism: Akanthomyces muscarius
Lineage: Eukaryota; Fungi; Ascomycota; Sordariomycetes; Hypocreales; Cordycipitaceae
Exons: 2
Coding region: 1-1218 (405 amino acids)
Biological process (GO): carbohydrate metabolic process; fungal-type cell wall organization
Cellular component (GO): fungal-type cell wall
Molecular function (GO): glycosyltransferase activity; hydrolase activity, hydrolyzing O-glycosyl compounds
Source: RefSeq, a predicted model, not a curated record
AUGUUCUCCAAGAUUGCCGUGGCCCUGGCCACUGUUUCGCUCGUCUCGGCCCAAACCUGGACCGACUGCAACCCGCUCAAGACCACUUGCAAGCCCGACCCUGCUUUCGGCAAAAACGGCGCCAACUGUGACUUUACCGCCGGCGCCUGCGAUGGCUUCCACGCCAUGGACGGCAAGGCCGUGACCUACGACUCGCGCGGUGCCAUUGCCGCCAUGGACGCCCCCGGCCAGGCGCCUACGCUGCGCUCCGACAACUACCUCUUCUUCGGCCGCGUCGACGUCGAGAUGCAGGCCGCCGCCGGCAAGGGCAUCGUGACCUCGAUCGUCCUGCUGUCCGACGACCUCGACGAAGUGGACUUUGAGACGGUCGGCUUCGACAACAAGCAGAUCCAGUCCAACUACUUCUCCAAGGGCGACGACUCCGUCUUCAACCGCGGCGGCUUCCACGACGUCGACAACCCGCUCGGCGCCGUCCACAAGUACUCCUUUGAGUGGACCCCCGAGAAGAUUGACUGGAUCAUCAACGGCGCCGUCGUGCGCACCCUCUCCCGCGCCUCCGUCGGCGAUGCCUUCCCCCAGAGCCCCAUGCAGGUCAAGCUCGGCGCCUGGGUCGCCGGCUACGAGGGCAACCGCCCGGGCACCCUCGAGUGGGUGGGUGGCGUUGCCGACUUCUCCAACGGCGCUUCCACUGCCAUCUACAAGAGCAUCAAGGUUGUCGACUACGCCGGCGGCAGCAGCGCCACCGACAAGGAUGUCAAGGAGUACGUCUUUGGUGACAAGUCUGGCAGUGCCAAGAGCAUCAAGAUCAACCUCAAGGACGGUAGCAGCACUACUGCCAGCGACAGCGGUUCUUCUUCUUCCUCUUCCUCUUCUUCUGCCUCUUCCGCUUCCACCUCUGCUUCCAGCUCCAAGACUAGCUCUGCUACCUCGGAUGACUCGAGCACCUCGAGCACUACUUCGUCUGACUCUACCACCACCACCACCACCACCACUACCACCGAGACCUCGUCGACCAAGAACUCGACCAGCUCCGUGACUGCGGCCACCAGCUCCACCGCCAAUGGUACCAACGCGACCAGCACCCUGGCCACGUCGACUUCCUCGCGCACCUCUGCCAGCUCCACCUCGCCUGCCAACGGUACGCCCACCAGCGGUGCUUCCAGUGUCGGUGCCGUCUUUGGCGCUGCCGCUCUCCUCCUCGCUGCGAUUGCCAUCUAA